This is a messenger RNA of Trachymyrmex cornetzi, 1755 nucleotides long. RefSeq lists its product as uncharacterized. The record is from RefSeq and is a predicted model, not a curated record. NCBI's taxonomy places the organism in Eukaryota, Metazoa, Arthropoda, Insecta, Hymenoptera, Formicidae. The transcript is spliced from 2 exons. The coding region runs from base 1 to 1755 and encodes 584 amino acids.
AUGGAACAUAUGGAACUACUUUCCGAGAACGGAAAUCAUGGCGUAGUGAAUUACUUGCCACAUUAUGGAGUAACACGCGAAGAAAGUACUACAACAAAAAUCAGAGUGGUGUUUGACACCUCCCGUAAAACGUCCUCAAGUCAAUCGCUGAAUGAUUUAUUGAUGGUGGGCCCUAAGAUCCAACAAGAGCUCAUGGAAAUUUUGAUUCGGUUCCGACAGCAUAAUUAUGUCUUGAUCGCAAACAUUUCUAAAAUGUUCCGUCAGAUCAAAAUAAACAAAAGGGAUAGAGCCCUACAGAGAAUCCUCUGGCGAGAUGAUCCCAGAGAUACCAUUCUUAAGUUUGAGUUAACAACGAUAACUUAUGGUACGGCCUCUGCACCGUAUCUUGCUCAAAGGUGUCUUAAACAACUAGCACUCGAUAACUCUCAAACGUAUCCAGGAGCAGCAGCGACUAUUCAGAAUGAUUUCUACAUGGACGACUUGAUUACAGGGAGUGAUUCUGUAUCGCAUCUACAGCAGCUAAAACAAGAAGUAGUGAAGAUUUUGGCCACAGUUGGACUGGAGCUCCGGAAGUGGAACUCUAACGUGUUGGAAUUAUUAUCAAACUCCGAAAACGAAAGGCCUCUUGCAUCCAAGGAGGAAGUGAAGACGUUGGGAAUUCAUUGGAACGCGCAGGAAGAUAUGUUCAAAUUUAAGGUGACAAUACCUAGAGAAGUUUGGCCAGUCAUAGUAAAGGCCAAACUGUUCAUGAGAAGCCUGUGGAAAUUAAGCGUGAAUUGGGAUGACAAAUUACCAAGUGAAUUUAUGCUCGAGUGGAAUUCCUACAAGGAAAGACUGGAAGUUAUGGAAGAAAUACAGGUACCACGUCAAGUAGUAAUCAAGAACGCCAUCAAGGUGGAAAUGCAUGGAUUCUGUGAUGCGUCGCAGGUGGCUUAUGGAGCCUGUAUUUAUUUGUGUUCUAUAGAUACAACGGAAAAAAGAACCGUACGAUUACUAACGUCUAAAUCACGUAUAGCGCCCAUGAAGAUUAUCUCAAUCCCAAGAUUGGAAUUAUGCAGUGCAGUACUACUGGCGAAUCUCACUAACAAAAUAAGGAGUGUUAUGACAUUCCCGAUAAGCAAGUAUGUCUAUUGGAGUGACUCUAGUAUUGUUAUCCAUUGGAUUCGAGGUGAGCCAAACAAUUACAAAGUCUUUGUAGCGAAUCGGAUGGUAGAGAUCCAAGGCUUAACACGUCAAGAGGAAUGGCUUCAUGUAGGAACAAAGUCUAACCCUGCGGACAUGCUGUCUCGAGGUAUGGAUCCUCGGGAAUUACCCUAUUCAGAAAUAUGGUGGUCCGGGCCAUCGUGGUUACAAGCAAGCCCGGAUCAAUGGUCACAGGAAUUUAUUAUGGAACGACAAGACGGAUUAGAAGAAAGAUCCCGAGAGAGGGUCUUGGUAACGAUCCAUGAAGAAGGAUGCAACCUGUUAGACAAAUUUUCGUCACUAUCCAAAUUGAGGCGGGUGGUAGCUUACUGUUAUAGAUUCGUGGAAAACGCAGGAAAGUCAACGCAACGAAGUAGUGGACCCUUAAAGGUAGAGGAAUUGAGAAGAGCUAAUAUCGCGUUAAUCAAGAUAGUUCAGCGUCAAGCAUAUUCUCAAGAAAUUAAAGAGUUGAGCAAGGAAGGAAAUUUCAAGAGUGUAGCCAGAAGUAGUCGCAUCAUAGCGCUAAAUCCAUUUUUAGACGAGCAAGGAAUCCUGCGAGUGGCGGCCGUCUGA